Homalodisca vitripennis (glassy-winged sharpshooter) is the source of this 1559-nucleotide messenger RNA. Its product is annotated as hormonally up-regulated neu tumor-associated kinase homolog B-like. The transcript has 12 exons. Bases 117 to 1418 code for a protein of 433 amino acids. Gene Ontology annotation, biological process: protein phosphorylation; intracellular signal transduction. Lineage: Eukaryota; Metazoa; Arthropoda; Insecta; Hemiptera; Cicadellidae. Gene Ontology annotation, cellular component: cytoplasm. Gene Ontology annotation, molecular function: protein serine/threonine kinase activity; ATP binding. The record is from RefSeq and is a predicted model, not a curated record.
CUGUGAAAAACAUCAAUCUUCUGAAGUGUAACGCCUACGUUUUAAAACACUUAAAGAGAGAGGCAAGUGUAUUGCACCAGCUGACGCAUCCUAAUAUCCUGCGACUCUUUGAGACAAUGAUGUACGGAAACUACUACUACCUCGUAGCUGAGAUAGUGAGGGGUGGUAACCUCUGCUCGUAUUUGCAACAGCAGAGGAACAAGCAGCUGGAUGAGAAGACUAACAGAAAACUGAGCCGGCAGAUCGCAGCAGCUCUGGGGUAUCUUCAUGGCAAGGGCAUCGUCCACAGGGACUUAAAACUUGAAAACAUUAUGUUAGACUCACGGAAGGACAAUAUUAAACUGGUCGACUUCGGGCUAAGUAACAGCUGGAGAUUAGAGAGUCCCCUGAAGACAUUGUGUGGUUCUCCUGAGUACAGCGCACCGGAACUCUUUGUCACCGGCACUGAAUAUGGCCCUGAGGUCGACAUGUGGGCACUAGGUGUUGCCAUCUACGCAAUGGCUGUGGGACAGCUUCCUUUCCCUGAUGCGUCGUCUCUGAUGAGAACUCAUGAGAAAAGGACCAAGUUCUUGAUGAGUAUCAACUCAGGGCUGUCCAAACAUCAUAUCAACAUCAUCACCGGUUACUCCCCAGAGUUUAUAUCACUACUACACGGAUUAAUGAACCCACAGCGCGAUGAGAGAUUGACCGUAAAGGAGGCCCUUGGUGAUCCUUGGUUGUCCAACAAUAACCGCUGGAGCCCUACUCACUUCGACAGUCCGGACGCAUACGAUCUUGCGAAAAUUUCAAGAAAAGUCUGUUGCUUGCUAGAUAUAAGUGAUGACAGUUUGAGAAUUGAGCAACAGACCAGACCCUUUGGUGAAGUAGCAGGAAUUUACAACAUAAUGGUACACGAACGGAGUCGGCCCAAGGUGGAAGAUCCCUGGAACUUUGUAACAAGAAGGUCUAUUAAACCUUCUUCUCUGAUUGAUACGUUCAAUCAAAGACAGGAACAAGGACGCCACGAGAACAACUUAUCAAAUGACAAAAUCUGCGUAGUGGGCGCUUCUCCUAAGCUCAAUGAAGUAGCAAAGGGAAGGAAGCCAAUACGCCUAAGCAUUUAUACCUCAACUUCUUCUUCCUCGCAACGAACUAGUCAGAGAAGCUGUGAUAGCCGCAAGAUGUACAACAGUGAUAUCAAUAUGGCAGGAGGAGACUGUUCUGCAAUUCCUCGAAUUGGUCCAUUCAAAGGAUUAAAGGUAGACUCUCCUCUUGACGCUCUGCCGAGUAAAUACUCUCAAGAGGUUAUGAUGUCUCGGUACAGAUUCAAGGAAAGGAGCAAAAUAUUUCACCAGCCAGUACUGCCUUCUAACUUGAAACUAAAAACUCCUAUCUGUAAAGUACUGGAAGAUGGACAACAUAGUGGCACCAAAGGUUGAACUAUUGUUAUUGUAACUAAUCAUUAGCAUAUCUCUAAUAAAUGUUGUUAAUCUACGAACAGUUAGGUAAUUCUGUUCCAGUCACAGAUUAAACAAUUAUGUCUAUUUCAAAAUUAUUAAAUAAACGGAUACCAUAUUUUA